Trichomonas vaginalis G3 is the source of this 1194-nucleotide messenger RNA. Its product is annotated as UDENN domain family. Gene Ontology annotation, molecular function: guanyl-nucleotide exchange factor activity. Gene Ontology annotation, cellular component: recycling endosome. The transcript has a single exon. The record is from RefSeq and is a predicted model, not a curated record. The coding region runs from base 1 to 1194 and encodes 397 amino acids. Lineage: Eukaryota; Parabasalia; Trichomonadida; Trichomonadidae.
AUGUCAACUUUGGUUGAAGGAAUAACUUUGCAAAAAUUUACGAGACCUGAAGGACCUUGUCUUUUAGUGAAUUUACCGGAAAGUUUUACGCUAUUUACCAAGAAAAAGCAACUCUUAUCAAUAACUUUUCCAGAAAUCAAUACAAAUAAUACAAUUUAUUCAUUUUCAAUAAAAGUUUUAUUCGGAUUUUGCUGGGUUUUUACGUAUGAAAACGAACUAUACUCAAUUUGUAUCGGAACUCGUUAUCCUUACGCAGUAAUAUUUUUCGACUUCUUAAAAGAUGCAAUUAAACUACUUAAAAAAGAAAUUCCAGAAGCAAGAGUUAAUAAAAUGUACGAAGUACUUAAGAAAUGGAGAUCUGAUCCAAAUUCACCAAACGUUAUUGCGCCAUUUUUAUCAGCCGAACGUAUAUAUCCUCUGGACGUAAAUUUAACUCAUUUCAUGGCUUACGAUCCAUCAGUUUUUGUUAAUGAUGAAGCCAAAAUUGAUGAUCUUUGGAACUCUUUGGUAACAGGCAAAGGAAUCUUACUGAUCGGAAAUACUCCUGAACAAGCAUCUCAAGCCGCAUAUUCUGUUCUCUCACUUAUUGCUCCUUACAAAUAUAUUGAAAUGAUUAACAUUUAUACUGGAUUAGGAGAUCCAAGAUUUCUAGACAUUAUCAACGGAUCAACAAAGUGGAAGAUUGUUGCUACAACCAAUGCAUUAGCAGCCGAUAGAUGUCAGCAAUUCAAAACUAUUAUUAAAUUGCCAGCAAGAAAUUAUAAUCCAUCGCCAGAAUUGAGGGCAAUUUUGCAAAAGAAAACGGCAAAAUUGUUUUAUAGAAUCGAAUUGCAGUUCAAUAAACGAAUUGAAGUUGAUCCUUAUUCUGAUAUCCUUGAAUAUCCACUUUCUGCUCAGCAAAUUAAUGAAAUUAUACAACACCUCAAAAUGACAACAGAAAAUUUUGAUUUAUUGCAGAAAAUGAACUUUUUCCAAGAAUGGAAGAAAUCGAUCAUAUUUAGAUCAAAAUUUAGAGAAUCAUUUUUAUCUUUUAUUCCUAAACAAGUGAUUGCAACAAAGAAUGAAGCAGAACUCAAGAAGAUUUCGAAAAUUUUAGAGUUCUUAUCUUCGAAGUAUAAAAAUGAUAUCCAUAUGAGCGCAGUGAUAUCAGAGCAUAUAAAAUUAGUCAAUAAUAGACUUCAGCCAUCCCAAUGA